UUUUUUAAGUUAUAAUGUACGUUACCUUCUCUUUCUCUCUCCUCCAUCUCUGACACUUACCAGUGCAUCAUUGGACUUAAAACUUCAACUCACUCUCAUUGGAGAGAGAGAGAAACAAACCUAGACUUAGAGAGAGAAACUAGAGAGAGAAAAAGUUAUGUAAAUGGGAUGAAUGGUUUUGAAAUGCAGCUGGGUUUUAGUACCCUUUCUUUGCUGCUAAUCCACAAGUUUUAGCAGUUGGUUGUGUUUAAUUAAUGUUUGGUUGAAAAGUAUGGUUUGGAAGUUGGAAGUGGUGUAAUUUACUUUGGGAGUGUAAGGGUUAAUUGUUUCCUGGUAUUCUGGCCUGGGAAAACCUUCAUUACUGGUGUGGAGACCAGCCUCUAGCAAGGUCGAAACCCGCUGCUUGGCUGCUUCUGGCAGCAGUCAUGGGGACUCUAUUGCAUUCAGAGUCGAGGCGGUUGUAUUCGUGGUGGUGGGAUAGCCAUGUUAGCCCCAAGAACUCUAAAUGGCUUCAGGAAAAUCUUAAAGAUAUGGAUUCCAAAGUAAAAGCAAUGAUUAAGCUCAUAGAAGAGGAUGCUGAUUCAUUUGCUAGGAGGGCUGAGAUGUACUAUAAAAAGCGACCUGAGCUUAUGAAACUGGUUGAAGAAUUCUACAGAGCUUAUCGUGCAUUGGCUGAAAGAUAUAACCAUGCCACUGGAGAGCUCCGCCAUGCCCAUAGAACAAUGGCACAAGCUUUUCCUGACCAAUUACCAUUUGCACUAGCUGAUGAUGCAGCCUCGAGUUCUGAGUCAGAGACUUCUGAAACACAUCCAAUUCGGACUACAUUUGAUUCCGAUAAUUUUAAGGGGCACUCAGCUUCCAGUUCACAAGGCAGUGGAACCAGCAGGAAGGGUCUGAAACAGCUUAAUGAUAUGUUCCGUUCAGCUGAAGUUGGGCCAGAAGAGUCAAGUACUGCUGAUAGUAGGCCUGAAGGUGGCCAAAAUUGGCAAGAAAGUGGAACGAAAGAGAGGAGUUCAGGUGGCAUUUUAUCUCAGUUAACUAAGGAGAAUCAGAAGUUGAAGAGCCAGGUUCUUAAUGAAUCUGAGCGAGCAAGUAGAGCUGAAAGUGAACUGGAAAACUUGAGGCAGACCAUUGCUGAGCUUGAAGCUGAAAGAGAUUCUAUAUUCCUUCAGUACCAGCAGAUUCUGGAUAACAUAUCUAGUUUGGAAAAAGAUCUUAAUCAUGCCCAAAAAAGUUCUGGAGAUAUUGAUGGGAUAGUGUCUGAAGCUAAUGUCGAGAUUCAAGCAUUGAGAGAAGCCCUAACAAAAAUGGAAGCUGAACGAGAUUCAAGUCUUGUGCAAUACAGACAAGUUUCAGAAAAUCUAGCUGCUGUUGAAAGUUCACUUUCUCAAGCUUGGGACGAUUCAAAGGGUUUGACUGAGCGGGCUGCUGAAGCAGAACAUGAAUGUCAAAAUUUAAAGCAAGAGCUUGCAACAUUACAAGCUGAGAAAGAAGCUGCUGAGCUUCAGUACAAAGAGUGUCUAGAAAAAAUAGCUGCUCUAGAGAAAAGACUUGCUGAAGCAUUGGAGAGCUUGAAACUACUCAGUGUGCAGUCAGAAAAGGCUGAGAGUGAAGUAAAGUCCUUGAAGGAGGAAGUUGGCAGAGUGAUUGGAGAGAGAGAUGAAGUUGCUCUUCGUUACAAACAGAGCUUGGAAACUAUCUCUAAGCUACAGCUUGAGUUGAGGGAAGCUCAGGCAGAUAAUAUUCGGCUUAAUUCCCAGAUGUUGCUGAAUACUGCUAAACUGAGGGGUGCUGAGGAUAAGUGUGAUCUGUUGGACAAAAUGAAUGAAACUUUACAGUCAGAAGCACAAAAGUUAGUGAUGAAAAUAGCAGCAGCAGACCAUAUACUUUCAGAAAAGGAGACUGAAUUGGAAAAAUUGAAGACCAACUUACAAGAGGAACACUCUCGAUUUGUUCAAGUAGAAGCUACUCUACAUAGUCUUCAGGAUCUACACGCUCAAUCCCAAGACAAGCAGAAUGCUCUUACAUCGGAACUCAAAAAUGGGCUCCAAAUGAUGAAUGACCUUGAGAUAUGCAAACAGGAUCUCGAAGAAGAGGUUCGACGACUGAAGGAUGAAAACCAAACCCUGAAUGAUUUGAAUUCUUCCUCCUCUAUAUCACAAAACAGUCUCCAUGACGAGAUGUUGAGACUAAAAGAAGUCAAAGAAAAACUUGAAGCCGAGGUUAAACAUCAAGCUGAUCAAAGUGAUGCUCUUCAGUUUCAGGUUCACAAUUUAAAAGAAGAAAUCGAGGGCUUGUAUAAGAGAUAUCAAACUCUCAUGUUACAAGUGCAGUCUGUUGGUCUAGAUCCAGAAUGCUUUGCUUCAUCAGUCAAGGACUUGCAAGAUGAGAAUUCGAGGCUUAAGGAUUUGUCUAUAAAGGAUAUGAAUGAUAGAGAAGCUCUUGUAAAAAAGUUGCAAGACAUGGAAGAGCUUCUUAAAAAAAAUGCAGAUUUGGAAUCCUUAUUGUUGGAGGUAAAUGCCGAGCUGCAAAGAUCCAAGGAGAAGGCGCAGGCUCUGAAGGAAUCUUGCCAUGACCUUAAUGAAGACAAGUCAUCCAUGGUUGCUGAAAAAUCUUCCCUUCUUUCCCAGUUACAAUCAAUCACUACAACUAUGCAGAGUCUCUUGGAGAAAAACACCUUGUUGCAUAAUUCCUUCUCAAGUGCGAAUGCUGAGCUGGAAGGUUUACGAGCUAAAUCAAAGGGCUUGGAGGAUUUUUGCCAGCUACUCUCUAGUGAAAAAUCUAAUCUUCUGGAUGAGAGAAGUGGCCUGGUUUCUCGGCUGGAGAUUGUGGAGCAGAAGCUGGAGAAGUUGGAAAUAAGAUUCACAAACUUAGAAGACAAAUACAUGGAUCUUGAAAAGAAGAAAAAAUCGACGCUUAGUCAAGUAGAUGAAUUAAGGAUUUCACUUGAUUUUGAAAAGCAAGAACGUGCAAGUCUUGUGCUGACAAGUGAAUCAAGGUUAUCAGGACUGGAGGGCCGCAUCCAUGAUCUGCAAGAAGAAAACAAGUAUAGGAAGAAGGAAUUUGAGGAGGAGCUAGAGAAAGCUGUCAAUGCUCAGGUUGAGAUUUUCAUUUUGCAGAAAUUUAUUCAAGAUAUGGAAGACAAAAACUACUCGCUUCUGAUUGAGUGCCAGAGACAUAUUGAAGCUAAUAAAGCUUCCGAGAAGCUGAUUACAGAACUAGAGAGUGAGAACAUGAUUCAAGAAGUGGAAGCUGAGUUCUUGUUGGACAAAAUCGGAGCGCUGAGGACAGGAAUCAAUCAAGUUCUGAAGGCACUUGAGAUCAAAUAUGGCAGUGAAAUUGAAGCCGAGCAAAGUUUUGUUCCAUGUAUACUUGCCAGUAUUCGAAACAUCAAACACUCCUUGUCAGAAAGCAAGGAUGAGAAUCAGAAGAUAUUGUUUGAGAAAUCCAUUCUGACAACAAUACUCGGGCAGCUGAAUAUUGAAUGUGCAGAACUUUCAUCCAGGAAGAUCGUUCUUGAGCAGGAGUCUCAAACAUUGGCUCAAAAACUUGUGGUGGUUGAAGACGAGAAACGUCAACUUCUGGAGAGGAGCAGGCAGCUGAGUAUGGAAUUAGAUGAGAGAGAGAAACGGGAAGAAGCCUUGAACGCUAAGGUGGAGGACUUACAUGUGAAGCAAACACAACUACAAGGUGCAUAUGUUUCACUCGAGGAGGAAAAUCUGUCUGUUUUCGACGAAAACAGGUGUUUGCAGGAGGAGUUAUCGCACAUUAAGAUGGAAAAGAACAUCUUAGAAGAGGAAAGUAGUUACAUCAUUGUUGAGGCCCUAGCUUUCAAUUAUCAGUCUAUGAUCUUGAAGAGCUAUGGUAUUGAGAAAUCUUGGAAGUUGGAGGAAGUUUUCGAAGAGAUGAAUUCCCUGGGAAAAGCUUUCAAGGAUCUUGAAAGUAAAUCCAUAAAAUUGGAGGAAAAUCUGUUAGUUAAGGAAAUGGAGAAUGUGGCCCUGAAAGCAUCGAUGAAGGAGUUGGAGGAUAUGCAACUUGAACUCAGUGCUCGUAAUGAUCAGUUGAGACAUGAAAUUUCUGAUGAGAGGGAGUUGGUAAACCAAAAAGAUAGAGAACUUUCAGAAUUUGAGUUAAAGCUUCAAGCAGCAGAUGAUGUAAAUGCAGAAUUGUGCUGUACUGUUCAGUAUCUUGAAAAGGAUUGUGAAAAUUUAGAAGUUACAAGGACAGUUUUACAGCAACAGAUGGAUGAACUCUCCAAAGAUAACAAAUAUCAGGAGAAGGAAAUUGUUUCUCUUCGUGAUGCUAAUGGAAACUUGGAGUCUGAAGUAGGCAAGCUACAUGAAGAGAUAGAAGAAUAUAAGAUAAGAGAAGUGAUCUUGGCCUCAGAGCUGCAUGAAAGAAGUAAUGAAUUUGAACUCUGGGAGGCUGAGGCAGAUUCCUUCUAUUUUGAUCUCCAGAUUUCUUCUGUACGCGAAGUUCUGUUUGAGAACAAGGUUCAUGAUCUGAGCAGCUUAUGUGUGUGCCUUGAAGAUGUAAGCAAUCAAAGAAGUUUGGAGGUCGAGACUAUGAAACAAAGAGUUACCUCACUUGAAAGUGAAGCCGAGGCUCUCAGAUCCCAGCUUACUACAUGCCUACCACUUAUAGCCUCUCUUAAGGAUAGCGUUGCGUUGCUCGAGAAAAAUCCACUCAUGCAGUCUAAGCUACAUACUGCUUCCACUACAGAAACACAAGGAAUUUUGGACCAGACAGAGGAAAGUUCAGCAUCUUCAAGUAGCUAUUUUGAGCUGCGGAAACUGCAGGACAGAAUCAAGGUGAUAGAAGACAUAUUGCAAAAAGAAAAGGAAUUGGUUGCCAUGCAGGAAAAAUCAAAUAACAAUGUCAGACUUGAAGCUGCAUUUAAAGAGAUUAAAGAACUAAAAUCAAGAAUUAACUCUCACUACCAGGAGGAGCAUCGGCGCAGUGGCCGGGUAUCCAUAUCGGAAACUUGUGAAAUCAGAAGUGGGGAAGAGAUGAAGGAUAUACCUCUUGACCAAGCAUCAGGCCGUUCAUUCCAGAGCGUCAGUAAGAGAGGCAGUGCUGUAUCUGAUGAUCAGAUGCUUGGGCUAUGGGAAGCUGCAGAAGAAGAUAGCUGCCAUGAUCAAGUGAUCGGUGAAGUGCUCGAACAAGGAACUGAUACCAUCGACGAUGAAAUUGUGAACCAAUCUAGUUUGAAUCCGACUCCGGAAUCACAAUUUGAGAAAGAAUUAGGAGUUGAUAGGCUAGAACUGUCAAAUAGAGGUGCUCAGUUGACUAGAAAAGGAACGAAGAAAAAGGUUUUGGAGAGACUUUCUUCUGAUGCACAGAAGUUGACAGGCUUACAGGUUUCGGUCCAAGAAUUAAAGAAAACAAUGGAGCCAAAGAAGAGAAGGAAGAAAGGUGAAGAUGCUGAUUACGACACUUUCAGGGGGCAAUUACAGGAUGUGGAGAAUUCUGUCGUCCACUUAAUGGAUGUCAAUGCUGAGUUGAUUAGGUGCAUCGAGGAACGCUCAGUCACUACAGAGGUGAGGGGUGAGAGAAUAUCAGAAGAGGCUGAGAGUACCUGGCAAAAGAGAGUCUCGGAGCAAGUACGGAAGGAGGCAGAAAAUAUUGGGAAAUUGGAGGUAGAGAUGCAGAGAAUGCAGUACGUGCUGCAGAGGCUGAAGGACGAAAAGAAGAGCAAAGGCAAAGAGAAUGGUUCCAGAAGCAGUGCAUCAGUUGUGUUGAGGGAGUUUUUUUACAGUCGCGUGCGCAAGAAUAAAAAGCAAAAGAAACCCCGUUUCUGUGGCUGCUUGAGACCUACAGCUACGAAAAACUGAGGCAGUCUUGUGAAAUAUAUCUUGUUCAGCUUGGUUGAGCAUUUUACUCGAGCUCCUAGAGUCGCUGCUCACUCUACGUUGCAGGAUCAGUCCUUUUUUGUUGGGAUCCCCUGCAAUUUUUAGGAUUAGAGUCAGGAAACAUUCUGAUCUAAUUGUAUUAGAUUCUGAACAACUUUUAAUUCCUAGUUUAUGAUUGAGUGUUGUAGCAAUUGAAACUCCCCUAAUGUAUGACUUUUGUAUUUCUACCCCUGAUUUUACAUACUAAUAUCAUUGUUCAGUAUAUGAAUAAAGGGGAUAAUGAACAGCCUAAUUUAUGUGUGUUGUGCUGCAAAAAGCCUGUAUCAGGGCCUGUUCACAUUUA
Messenger RNA from Chenopodium quinoa (quinoa), 6195 nucleotides. RefSeq names its product protein NETWORKED 1A-like. The transcript is spliced from 4 exons. Gene Ontology annotation, molecular function: actin filament binding. Lineage: Eukaryota; Viridiplantae; Streptophyta; Magnoliopsida; Caryophyllales; Amaranthaceae. The record is from RefSeq and is a predicted model, not a curated record. Gene Ontology annotation, cellular component: plasma membrane. The coding region runs from base 426 to 5834 and encodes 1802 amino acids.